This is a messenger RNA of Micropterus dolomieu (smallmouth bass), 430 nucleotides long. RefSeq names its product cocaine- and amphetamine-regulated transcript 2 (gene cart2). The record is from RefSeq and is a predicted model, not a curated record. Gene Ontology annotation, biological process: G protein-coupled receptor signaling pathway; cellular response to starvation; positive regulation of MAPK cascade. Lineage: Eukaryota; Metazoa; Chordata; Actinopteri; Centrarchiformes; Centrarchidae. Gene Ontology annotation, molecular function: neuropeptide hormone activity. Bases 32 to 346 code for a protein of 104 amino acids. The transcript has 3 exons.
GUGAGGACCUGUUUCUGCGUCUUCUGCCAACAUGUGGGCGCGAGCUGUGCUGUGCGCGGCCCUGCUGUGCGCGCUCUGCCCGGCGGGGAGGACGGAAGCCGAGAGGGACGAGAGAGACGUCCAAGACUACAGCUACUCCAACUCCAACAGACUGCUCGGCGCUCUGCAUGAAGUGUUGGAGAAACUGCAGACCAAGAGGAUCAAUCCCUGGGAGAAGAAAUACGGUCAAGUGCCGUCUUGUGACCUCGGGGAGCACUGCGCCAUCAGGAAAGGAUCUCGCAUCGGGAAGAUGUGCGACUGCCCCCGAGGAGCUUUCUGCAACUUCUUCCUGCUGAAGUGCUUAUGAGCCAGUCACGCAACACAGCAAGAGUAUAUUUUAACAUGUAUAUUUUCCAUAUAUAAAUAUAUAAAUGAUGUAAAGUAGCCUAGA